Molecule: messenger RNA, 1089 nt
Organism: Emericellopsis cladophorae
Lineage: Eukaryota; Fungi; Ascomycota; Sordariomycetes; Hypocreales; Bionectriaceae
Product: GTP cyclohydrolase II
Exons: 6
Coding region: 1-1089 (362 amino acids)
Biological process (GO): riboflavin biosynthetic process
Molecular function (GO): GTP cyclohydrolase II activity
Source: RefSeq, a predicted model, not a curated record
AUGGCCGAUGAGGGAAGCCGGGAUGAGGUCCUCAAUACUCUCAGACAGGUUGCCGAGACCCAGUCGCGGCUGGUAGCAGCUGUAGAGGCCCUGAAUGAGCAGCCCUCUACCUCGAUUGGGCCCUUUCCACAAUGGGGCGACCCCAAGAAGAUUGUAGCCAUGGAUCCGUAUGGGCAUCUUGCCCCUUGGAUCUUCAAGGAUGUGAUUGACAAUGACGGCGUGGACAUCCACGAGGGCACCCUCCGCAGAUCGCUCUUCGAGCACACUGGCGGAAGCUACCCUGAACUCAUCACACGAGGCGACAUCAAGUUGUUCCUGCCUCCUAUUGGUGGUCUGACGGUGUACUGCUUUGGCGAUCCGGCAAAGAUGUCUGACGAGUCUGUGAGGCUGUCACUCAGGAUCCACGACGAAUGCAACGGAAGCGAUGUCUUUGGCUCUGAUAUUUGCACGUGCCGCCCGUAUCUUAUCUUUGGCAUCGAAGAAGCUGUCAAGGAGGCGCAGAAUGGCGGUAGUGGUGUGGUCAUCUACUUCCGCAAGGAAGGCCGCGCCUUGGGCGAGGUGACCAAGUAUCUCGUGUACAAUGCGCGCAAACGCGGUGCUGACCGUGCUUCGGAUUACUUCAAACGGACCGAGAACAUUGCCGGCGUCAAAGACAUGCGGUUCCAAGCCCUUAUGCCGGACAUUCUUCACUGGCUCGGCAUUAAGAAGAUUGACCGCAUGCUGAGCAUGAGCAACAUGAAGCACGAUGCGAUUGUGGGACAGGGAAUCCCGAUCCACGAGAGAGUGGAGUUGCCCGACGAGUUGAUACCAGCCGACUCCCGCGUCGAGAUCGAUGCGAAGAUUACCGCAGGCUACUUCACUGUGGUCUGGCGAGAACGGCCACUCCCGUUGCGACCCGUGCCGCCCAAAGUCAAGUGUCACAAGAUGCUGUCUGCAUACAAAUAUUCGGCGCUCAUCCGCCCAUUCCACUUCAUCGGCCUCACCGUCAUCAUCGCCUACUUCAAAUUCACAAAGGCCCCGCCUGCUACGAAGCAGCGUCACGGAGCCAUCGAUCACGCCUCUAUCCAGCAACGAUGUUCAAGCGUCUAG